Leptopilina boulardi is the source of this 1085-nucleotide messenger RNA. RefSeq names its product H/ACA ribonucleoprotein complex subunit 1 (gene Gar1). The record is from RefSeq and is a predicted model, not a curated record. Bases 140 to 793 code for a protein of 217 amino acids. Gene Ontology annotation, cellular component: box H/ACA snoRNP complex. Gene Ontology annotation, biological process: ribosome biogenesis; snoRNA guided rRNA pseudouridine synthesis. NCBI's taxonomy places the organism in Eukaryota, Metazoa, Arthropoda, Insecta, Hymenoptera, Figitidae. The transcript is spliced from 4 exons. Gene Ontology annotation, molecular function: box H/ACA snoRNA binding.
AAUUUUGAACGCACCCUCGCUCGGAAGUGAAAAAAAAAAAAUUGUGUGUGCGAGCCGAUUUUAUAGGUUAGGCACGUGGUUGACAAAACAGAUUUUAAUUGUUUAUUUCAUAUAAUUUAACUGUUGCUUUUUGAAAAAAAUGUCUUUUCGUGGACGUGGUGGAGGAGGAUUUGGUAGAGGAGGAGGAGGAGGUGGUGGUGGAUUUCGAGGAGGCAGAGGAGGAUUUCGCGGAGGUAGAGGUGGAGAUCGAGGAAGUAGAAAUUUUGAUCAAGGACCACCUGAUAGUGUAACUCAACUUUGUCAUUUUGAAUGGACAGCGCAGGAUGAUUUAAUUGCAAAAGUUGAUAUUGAACAGGUCCCUUAUUUCAAUGCUCCAAUUUAUUUAGAAAAUAAACAACAAAUUGGUAAAAUUGACGAAAUUUUUGGAAAUAUUAGAAAUUUUUAUGUGUCCAUUAAAUUAUCUGACAAUAUGAAAGCGUCAAGUUUUGAAAAAGAUGCACAGUUUUUCAUUGAUCCGGCGAAACUCUUACCGCUUCAGAGAUUUCUUCCAAAGCCUCCAGGUUCGGUACAAAAGAGAGGAGGAGGUGGACGAGGAGGAGGUCGAGGUGGAGGACGUGGUGGAGGUCGUGGAUCUUUUGGUGGAGGUGGACGUGGUGGAUCUUUCGGUGGAAGAGGCGGUUCUUUUGGUGGAGGCCGCGGAGGCGGAUUCAGAGGUGGACGAGGUGGCGGUGGAUUUAGAGAUUCCGGAAGAGGUCGAGGAGGAGGAGGUGGAGGAGGUAGAGGCCGAUGGUGAAAAUUUAAAUCGAAAUUUUAGAUUAAGUAAAAGAAAAAAAGCUAAAUUUAUGGAAUUAUCGAUUUUAAAUUGACAAAUCUAAUAUUAAAAGAACUAAAAAGAAAAAGAGAAUAUUUUUUUUCUCCGAGACAAAAUGAAUUUAAUUUUUUUUAAAAGAUUAUGGAUUUAUAUGAUAAACAAAAACAAAUUUUUUGUGAAAUAUUAAACGAGAUUUAUUCCAUAAUUUUACAAACUAUAUUUAUGUAAUAACGAUGAUUUUUUUUUCAUAAUAAAUAAAAAUAUUUGUUUUAUA